AUGAUGUCUGAUCAGUUCGAGGAGACAGCUGUCGUGAUAUGCGGGUGUGGUCCGACUGGAGCCAUGCUGGCCACCUACUUGGGGCAGAUGUCAACUCCACACAUCGUGCUCGAGAAAGAACCCGAUAUCACAACUGACCCCCGAGGUAUUGCAUUAGAUGAGGAGGGUAUCAGGAUACUUCAGGGUGUUGGAAUUUACGACCAGAUCUAUUCAGAUAUCGGGACAUGUAUGGAGAAGUUCAAGUUCAUUGGCGGAACGGAGAAAAGACUUGACAAAACUGCUUUCUUGGAAAUGGAUUAUGGAACAACCGAAGGUGGAACUGGGCACGUCGGAUUCCUCUGCCACAAGCAACCUGUGUUGGAGAAACACUUGAGAUCAGCCAUGGUGUCAUCUAGGUUCUGCCAGUUCAAGCCAAAUUCGACCGUCUGCGACGUCCGAGAGGACGGUGGAUUUGUUUAUUGUCAGUAUCGAGAUGCGAAGGGCGACGAACAUACCAUUAAAUCUCGAUUUCUUGUUGGUGCCGAUGGAAAGACCGGGUUUACAAGAAAGAACUUUUUGGAACCACUCGGAAUAAGGAUGGAGCAAGCACACCAGUCUUUCUACGAUGAAACCUGGGUAGCAUUGAAUUGGGAAAUCAGCUUACCAAACGAAAAAUCGCAUCCUGAUUUUCCUUUAUGGAAACUAGGAUACACCCCGGAGCAGGUAUACGAUGCGUUCUUCCCACAGAGCUUCAGCUUCAUCUGCGACCCAGACCGGCCUGCUGUUUGUGGACGGUUUGGGCUUCCUUCGGACCGACUCUGGCGAUUUGAAUUCGUGGUACAGGCCGGUGAGGACGGGGAGCAAAUGUCUGAGCCUGAUAACAUUCGCCGGGUAGUCUUCCCUUACAUCACCCAUCAAGGGAGUAGAUAUGGCCUGACCUCUUCCGUGCAAUAUCCAGAAGACUGCAUUCGAGUCCUUCGCUCACGACCCUUCCGCUUCUCUGCCAGAAGUUGUAAUAAGUGGUCGCACGGCCGAGUGGCUCUCUGUGGUGACGCAGCACACGUCUUUCCUCCAUUUGGCGGCCAGGGUAUAGCCUCAGGCUUCCGCGACGCUGUAUCAUUGGCCUGGCGCCUCGCCUUCCUCUGUCGACGGGAAUCCUCAAACACAGGGAACCACGAGGACGUACUAGCUGGAUGGUACAACGAGCGCAAGCAACAGCUAGAAAGCUCACUCGCCACGACGAUCAAGAAUGGCGAAUUUGUGACAGAGCGCAACCAUAUCAAAAUCUUUUUGCGUGACUGGUAUCUGUAUCUUAUGCACUUCAUUCCGAGCUGGCGGCGGGACCUCAGGCUUGGGCGUCGGAAAGAUGGAAUGGCUCGGUAUGAAUUUUCACCUGGACUGCCGUUUGAUCCCUCUCAUCUGGGAGGAAUCUGCCUCCCGCAGGUAUACUGCAAGAAUGCGAACGACUUAGGUGAGAUUUGCUUUUCGGAUGAUGUGAUCUUCGGACGCGGCAAAGUAGGUUUGUUUCAAACACUCGUCUAUCUUCCGACAAUGAGUGGGCUCGAAGAGGCUUGGAAGUCAGUAUCAAAUAUCGAGGAAGUCUCACAAGGGGAAAUUCGCUUAGAUGAGGUGACCUUCAUUGUUGAGGAAACUGACGGGGUGAUGGCAACCACGAAUGAGACUGCCUCGAUAUACUAUCUGGCGUCGGGAGAUGAGUUCGCGCAAUCGAAAUUAUGUCGAGGAAGACCAGAGCCUCGAUAUUACGACUCUCUGGAUCUGCGGCGGAUCUUGAACGGCAAUCGAUUUGUGCUUGUUCGCCCUGACCGAUUCAUUUAUGGGACUUGUGACAGCCGCCAAGAGCUGGAGAGUAUCGUCACGGCAGCAGUGAGAUAUCUACGAUGA
Molecule: messenger RNA, 1881 nt
Organism: Penicillium brevicompactum
Lineage: Eukaryota; Fungi; Ascomycota; Eurotiomycetes; Eurotiales; Aspergillaceae
Product: putative monooxygenase
Exons: 6
Coding region: 1-1881 (626 amino acids)
Molecular function (GO): FAD binding
Source: RefSeq, a predicted model, not a curated record